GAGAGACUACGGCCUGUGAUUGGUCCGUUUUUUGCCGUUUGUCGGCUUCAAACGGCUCCCGAUUGGGUGCUGCUUGACGGUCAGCCGUGAAGCAUCUGCGGCUCGCGCUGUGGCAGCUGUCCUCGCGCACUCGGCUGGUGCUCGGACCGACAGACAGAAGCUCCGCCGGAGGAGGACGGUGUCGGAAUCCACGAAUAUAAACGGAUCAUGGCUGCUAACAUGGGAUCCAUGCGCAUCCUCAUCAAGGGAGGGAAGGUGGUGAAUGAUGACUUCACACAGGAAGCAGACGUUUAUAUCGAGAACGGCAUCAUACAGCAGGUUGGGAAGGAGCUGAUGAUCCCGGGUGGAGCGAAGGUGAUCGAUGCUUCUGGAAAGCUGGUGCUGCCAGGUGGAAUCGACACCUGCGUUCACCUGCAGCAGACGUUUAUGAACGCCAGCAUUCAAGAUGACUUCUACAGUGGAACCAAGGCGGCUCUGAUGGGUGGUACCACCAUGGUGAUGGCUCUGGUCCUGCCUGAGCAGCACUGCUCUCUGCUGGACGCUUACGAGAGCUGCCGCAGUCUGGCAGACGCCAAGGCCUGCUGCGACUACGCCCUGCAUGUUGGGGUCACCUGGUGGGGACCAAAGGUACGCAAUGAGAUGGAGAGCCUGGUGAGGGAGCAUGGCGUGAACUCCUUCCAGAUGUUCAUGGCCUAUAAAGACCUGAUGAUGCUGCGGGACUCAGAGCUGUAUCAGACGCUGCAGACCUGUAAGGACAUUGGGGCCAUUGCACGUGUGCACGCUGAAAACGGAGAGCUCGUGGCAGAGGGCGCCAAAGAGGCUUUGGAUCUGGGAAUCUCUGGACCAGAAGGAAUAGAGAUAAGUCGACCAGAGGAGCUGGAGUCUGAAGCCACUCACAGGGCCAUCACAAUCGCCAACAGGGCACGUUGUCCCAUCUAUCUAGUGAAUGUGUCCAGUGCGCUCGCUGGAGACAUGAUUGCUGCUGCUAAGAUGCAGGGUAAGGUGGUCCAUGCUGAGACCACUGUAGCUCACGCUGUGCUGAAUGGGAACCAGUACUACCACCAGGACUGGACCCAUGCUGCUGCUCAUGUCAUCGUCCCUCCUCUGCGCCUGGACCCAAACACGCCGAGCUACCUCAUGGGCCUGCUGGGAAAUGACACUCUGAGCGUCGUUGCUUCAGAGCACCGUCCGUUCAGCACCAAGCAGAGAGCUUUGGGCAAAGAAGACUUCACCAAGAUCCCUCAUGGAGUGCCGGGAGUCCAGGACCGGAUGAGUGUCAUUUGGGAAAGAGGAGUGGUGACAGGAAAAAUGGAUGAGAAUCGUUUUGUGGCUGUGACUAGCUCCAACGCAGCCAAAAUCUACAACCUGUAUCCACGCAAAGGUCGGAUCAUCCCUGGAGCCGACGCUGAUGUGGUCGUCUGGGACCCCGAUGCCACCAGGACGAUCUCUCUGAGCACCCAGGUGCAGGGCGGAGACUUCAACCUGUAUGAGGGGAUGCGCUGCCACGGCGUUCCUCUGGUCACCAUCAGCCGGGGACGCCUGGUGUGUGAGAACGGCGUGUUCAUGUGCGCCGAAGGCUCCGGGAAGUUCUACCCGCAGCGCACCUUCCCCGACUACCUCUACAAGAAGAUGGUCCAGAGAGAAAAGAACCAGGCCUAUAAAGGAGUAGUAAGGGAUCCUUAUUCUGGUGAUGUGGCCAAGGUGGCGAACACGAUGAAGAAGGAGCUCGGUUUGGGUCCGAUCGACGGCGAGUCGCCAAACAAGCCGGCGGCUCGGGCCCACCAGGGCGUCCGGGACCUCCACGAAUCCUCCUUUAGUCUGUCAGGCUCUCAAGUUGACGACCACAUCCCGAAGAGGUCUUCUGCUCGGAUUCUGGCUCCCCCUGGUGGCCGCUCCAGUGGCAUUUGGUAAUCGUUAGCGCUGGAGUUCAAACCGUUUCCACCUCUGUGUUUUUAUUAUAUUUCCAAACGACCAGGAAAACUGCACUGAUUUUAAAACAACAGAAUAAAACUUUAAAUGUUAAAGGAAAACAAAUUCAAGUAAAACUUUGACGUAUUUAUUAAUUAGCGGUUAGCGUAAGAGACGUUUAAACAGUGAAUUUGUGGUUAACUGGAUUAAAAAAAAGGGCUAGCUCUGAACUUAAAUUCUAGCUUAUU
Poeciliopsis prolifica (blackstripe livebearer) is the source of this 2156-nucleotide messenger RNA. Its product is annotated as dihydropyrimidinase-related protein 5-like. The coding region runs from base 208 to 1911 and encodes 567 amino acids. Gene Ontology annotation, cellular component: cytosol; cytoplasm. Gene Ontology annotation, molecular function: hydrolase activity, acting on carbon-nitrogen (but not peptide) bonds, in cyclic amides. The record is from RefSeq and is a predicted model, not a curated record. NCBI's taxonomy places the organism in Eukaryota, Metazoa, Chordata, Actinopteri, Cyprinodontiformes, Poeciliidae. The transcript is spliced from 14 exons.